AUGCCAAUCAAGGAAAGUAGAUAUUCGCCACCACUCAUGUUACGCAAUACAUCCAGUUCUUUCCAGCGCACAAUCUACCACGAGAAAAACACUGCUCAUCACAUUAUUGCUUCAUCAUCACCGGGAAGAGUAUCCCCGCUCUUGAAAUCCUUGUUAGAGAAGAACCCAAAAUAUACAAUCUGA
Molecule: messenger RNA, 183 nt
Organism: Sclerotinia sclerotiorum 1980 UF-70
Lineage: Eukaryota; Fungi; Ascomycota; Leotiomycetes; Helotiales; Sclerotiniaceae
Exons: 2
Coding region: 1-183 (60 amino acids)
Source: RefSeq, a predicted model, not a curated record